AUGAUCGCUCGUGCCGCCUUCCGAUCCGCUGUCCGCGCCACUAAGGCCCCUACGCCCCUCUCGCAGCUCGGCGCCCGCCGUGGCUACGCCGAGGCCGUCAGUGACAAGCUGAAGCUCUCGUUCAUCCUUCCUCACCAGGCCAUCUACAACUCGACCGAGGUGACGCAAGUGAACAUCGCUUCGGCGUCAGGAGACAUGGGUAUCCUCGCCUCGCACGUUCCCGCCGUGGAGGAGCUGCGUCCGGGCGUGCUUGAGGUGGUCGAGUCCUCCGGAAGCAAGAAGUGGUUCGUCUCCGGCGGCUUUGCCACCGUGCACCCCAACAACAAGCUCGUAGUCAACGCCAUCGAGGCAUACCCGCUCGAGAACUUCUCCGCCGAGGCGGUCCGCUCGGCACUCAGCGAGGCCCAGCGCGUCGCUUCGUCUGGCUCGAGCGCAGAGGCUAAGGCCGAGGCUGAGAUCGAGAUCGAGGUCUACACCGCUCUCCAGGCUGCGCUUGGCCGAUCUUAA
Sporisorium graminicola is the source of this 507-nucleotide messenger RNA. RefSeq lists its product as uncharacterized. Gene Ontology annotation, biological process: proton motive force-driven ATP synthesis. The record is from RefSeq and is a predicted model, not a curated record. The transcript has 2 exons. The coding region runs from base 1 to 507 and encodes 168 amino acids. NCBI's taxonomy places the organism in Eukaryota, Fungi, Basidiomycota, Ustilaginomycetes, Ustilaginales, Ustilaginaceae. Gene Ontology annotation, molecular function: proton-transporting ATP synthase activity, rotational mechanism.